This is a messenger RNA of Diutina rugosa, 660 nucleotides long. It is a transcript of the gene SNO1, whose product is annotated as putative pyridoxal 5'-phosphate synthase. Gene Ontology annotation, biological process: pyridoxal 5'-phosphate biosynthetic process; pyridoxine metabolic process. Bases 1 to 660 code for a protein of 219 amino acids. NCBI's taxonomy places the organism in Eukaryota, Fungi, Ascomycota, Pichiomycetes, Serinales, Debaryomycetaceae. The record is from RefSeq and is a predicted model, not a curated record. Gene Ontology annotation, cellular component: glutaminase complex; cytosol. The transcript has a single exon. Gene Ontology annotation, molecular function: glutaminase activity.
AUGACCUCGGACCGCCAGCUUCGCGUCGGGGUGCUUGCGCUACAAGGAGCUUUCCGAGAACACCUCGAAUACUUGGCCCAGGCGGUGGCCGCCGCCCCGUUCCCGGGGAUCCAGUGGCACUUCUGCGAGGUGAAAACACCGGCGGAGCUCGAACGGUGCGACGGGCUAGUCAUCCCCGGCGGCGAGCUGACGGCGAUGCUGCUCAUUGCCCAGCGCACGGGGAUGGUCGAGCCGUUGCGGGACUACUGCACCACCCACCCGGUGUGGGGGACGUGUGCCGGGCUCAUCUUGCUUGCCACCACCAUUGUUGACGGUAAGCCCGAUCAGGUGGCGCUUGGCGCGCUUGACGUCGAGGUGAGGCGCAACGCGUUUGGCCGCCAGCUCGAUCUGUUCACGGCGCCAGUGGCCUUCCCCUGGUUGAAAGGUGAACCGUUUGAAACAGUGUUUAUCCGGGCGCCAGUGGUGACUAAAGUGGAGCCAGGGGUAGAGGUGUUGUCGACGGUGGAGCGUGGCGACGGUAGUAAAGUGGUGGUGGCGGUGCGUCAGCGCCGGGUGCUUGGUACCAGUUUCCACCCGGAGCUCGCCGGCGAUUACCGCUUCCACCGGUGGUUUCUUAGCGAGUUUGUCGUGGGUGACUCGGCAUCGCCCGCAUCAGCAUAG